Messenger RNA from Didymodactylos carnosus, 363 nucleotides. Lineage: Eukaryota; Metazoa; Rotifera; Eurotatoria; Philodinida; Philodinidae. The record is from the annotation of a GenBank genome assembly.
AUGGCUUUUAGACGCGUUUUGUUUGGAUUUAUUCCGUACUCCAGAGAUGAACACGUGUGGUAUUUAUUCGGAAUAAAUCCAAACACUGGCAGUAAAAGAACGUCAUUGGUACAGUUAAAGAGAGACGUUGUUGCUAACAAAUGUCUGAAGCAUCGACAAUCAACACUAACAAAUGAUGAUGAUGAGCAGGAAAAUGAUCAAGAUGAACAAGCCAAUAAUCCACAACAAAUAAUUAUUCUUGAUGAAAAUAACAACAUUAAUCAAGAUGAAGAAGCAAUUGAUUCUGACAGCCAACAAGAAGCAGGAGAAGAACAGAAUGAUAGUGACAGUUCAAGUACCUUAGAAGAUGAUUGGCAUACGUAA